ACACGCGCACCUGCAGGUGCGGCAGUCUGGCACACGCCGCCCUGCCGCGACGCAUGGCGUAUGUACGUGUACUUUGUAUCCAGGAUCCACCCACCACUGCUGGUCUCCGUCGAUUUGGGCAAAAGAGGCAAGCAAUCUGUGAUCUUGAUAUGUCAAUAGAUUAAGAGAUCAAAAGCAGCUCCGUAUUAUCAUUCGCCUCGGAUACGCUGGCCAAUCUUUUUCUGUCCCUUCCCUUCCGUUUAUCCUCUGCCAUUUAUCCCUGCUAUCAAAAGUCCAAAAGAAAUCCAGCCGAUCGUCCAGCUGCCCUGCCAUGGAAAGGCGCCGACCGAGGACCCCUCCUGCUACAGUAUUACUACCACAGUACCACGACGCUGCGGCUGCCACCAGCCUUGCCCUUACACGCUACGCCCCGAGCUACUAGCUAGCUGCUAGCCUGCUCCUGCUGAGCCUCUCGCCGUCUCCCGUCUGGCACAUCGCUAUCGUUUGCCGCGGCGGCAUGGACCGGGAGGGCCAUUACGGAGGCCGCGGCGGCGGCAGGCUCCUGGAGUGCUUCUCCGACGAGGUGAGCAGCGGAAAUGGCGGCGGCGAGGAGCGCGCGAACGACGGGGGUGGUCCACGGCCGCCGGCGCCCGGCAGCGGCGUCGUCGGGGCCUGGAAGCGGAGGCGAGGGCGGCCGCCGGGGUCCAAAAACAAGCCGAAGCCGCAGGCGGCAGCGGCGGCGGCGGCGGUCGCGCGGGACGUGGAGCCCGCGUCGUCGGCCAUGCGCCCGCACGUGCUCGAGGUCCCCAGCGGCGGGGACGUCGCGCGCGCGCUCGCGGGCUUCGCGCGCCGCCGCGGCCUCGGGAUCUGCGUGCUCGCGGGGACGGGCGCCGUCGCCGACGUCUCGCUCCGCCACCCCUCCUCCUCCGCGGACGGAGCUGGAGGCUCCGCGGCCGUCUUCCGCGGCCGGUACGAGAUCCUCUCCAUCUCGGCCACCUUCCUGGCCCCGUCCACGCCCGCCGCGGUGGCCCGCGCGACCGUCAGGGACCUCUCGGUGUCGCUCGCCGGCCCGCACGGCCAGGUCGUCGGGGGCGCCGUGGUGGGCCCUCUCGUCGCCGCCACCGCCGUCGUCGUCCUGGCCGCCGCGUUCACGGACCUUACCUUCCACCGCCUCCCCCUCGAGGACGACGCACCGGCGUCCGUCUCCGAUAUUGCCGGAGCCGACGAACGCCGUGGGCACGGGCGGCAUCAGUACCCGGAGCAGCACGACGCGGGCGGGUCGUCGCACCCGCAAGCCAUGGCUCCGGCAACUCAGCCGGUUCCCUUGUUCGCGCGCGAGUCCCACGAGUUGUGGCCCGCGGCGCCGGCAAGUGCACAGCGCCCACGCUCGCCGUAUCAGUAGUGGGCCCCGACGAGCCUCCGACGACUAUACGUCUGAUUAUUUCGUUCUGUCUAAUUUCUGUCUGAGACAUCUGAUGGUCUGGCUAGUGUUAGGGUUUUAAUUAGUAUCUCAUCUCAUACAUUGAUGAUGCUCUGGCUAGUCAUUACUGUUAGACCAUCUCCAGCAGCACUCCGCAUGCGGCUCCGUAUCCGUAUUUUGCGGAGUCUAGCACACUAUUCAUCAGUCCAGCAGGCUCCGUAUCCGGCUCCGUAAAACGCACGGCGUGUACCCAGACUCCCCAUUUCCACGCUUUCUCUCUCCUCUCCGCAGCUCUCUCGCGGGCGCGCGCGCCUGCUGGCGGGCCCCAGGUGUCAUAGACUGCAUGCGGAGUGGGAUGGGGAGUGUUGCUGGAAACGGAGCCGGAUACGGAGAGGAGAGAGAAUGUGUCGGCCGCGCGUUUUAGGGAUACGGAGUCGCACACUGGUGGAGUUGGUCUUAGGGUUCGACGUUUCUGUUUUUUUUUCAUAAUUGAUGAGCUGACGUAUCUGAUUCCAAUGGCGAGAUGAAGACAUGCAAAUAACUGUGAUUUAACGAGCUGAAGUAGUUUGGUUUCACAGUAAGUUA
Messenger RNA from Zea mays, 1984 nucleotides. Its product is annotated as AT-hook motif nuclear-localized protein 17. Gene Ontology annotation, molecular function: minor groove of adenine-thymine-rich DNA binding; DNA-binding transcription factor activity. The coding region runs from base 497 to 1381 and encodes 294 amino acids. Lineage: Eukaryota; Viridiplantae; Streptophyta; Magnoliopsida; Poales; Poaceae. Gene Ontology annotation, cellular component: nucleus. The transcript has a single exon. The record is from RefSeq and is a predicted model, not a curated record.